Molecule: messenger RNA, 630 nt
Organism: Anisakis simplex (herring worm)
Lineage: Eukaryota; Metazoa; Nematoda; Chromadorea; Rhabditida; Anisakidae
Source: the annotation of a GenBank genome assembly
UGCCGUUCCGUUCAGAAUAAGAACGAUAAUCUUAUCACUUAUCCAUAUUCAGAUGUUCAACGCAUAAUCGAACUCAUAGAGCAUGUCCAAAAAACUGGCGAAAUAACCAAUCCCAAAUUGGCAGCCGUGCAAAAAAUAUUACAAUCUGAUUUUUUCAAUUCUGUGCGUGAGGUGUUCGAGCAUGUUUACGAUACGGUGAGUGUGGAAGGAUCACGAGAGGUUCGAGCCAGCGCCACUGCAAAAGCUACAGUUGCAGCAUUUGCCGCAGCCGAAGGUCAUGCUCAUCCGAGAAUAGUUGAACUACCGAAAACAGAUCAAGGCUUAGGUUUUAAUGUGAUGGGCGGAAAAGAACAAAAUUCACCGAUUUACAUCUCGCGGAUUAUUCCCGGAGGAGUGGCCGAUCGCAAUGGACAGCUGAAACGUGGCGAUCAGUUGAUUGCGGUGAAUGGUGUGAAUGUGGAAUGUGAAUGUCACGAGAAAGCAGUUGAGUUGUUGAAGUCAGCGAGAGGAAGUGUUAAAUUGGUUGUGAGAUAUACACCGAAACUGCUCGAUGAAAUGGAGAGACGUUUCGAGAGACAGCGACGUCGUGCUAAUCAGCACAGUCCCGCGCCGAUGUUCAACAAACGAUAG